AGGUUUGCAGGCUCACACUUAGAUGUAAAGAAACACCUCAGGAAAUCAAGUGCUCAGGGAGCAAAAUAUAGGGAUCUCCCUGUCAUUCAUAUCAAUGCUUCAUUUAACAACACAGUCAUCACAUUGUCGGAUCAAAAAGGUCACAAAGCUAAAAGAAUGUGAAACGUUUGUGUGUUAACUGUAAAGUUGUGAGUUCAAAAUACAUCUUUGUCCCAGGGAUUAUAUAUUUCAAAGGACUCUUGAGGGGCUUUCAUAUUGGGGAUUAAUUAUAGAGGAGUGGGGCUUAGUGGCUGGGUUUGGUAUUGGAGAUCAAUUUGCAUGUUGCAAUUUAUAUUGGGGCAUUUACAACACAUUCUUGUUAAUGAUACCAAAACUAUAUUUAGGGAUGGUAAUUUGGUCAAUGAAAGGUUUACACUUGGGAAUCUCUGCUUCUGUCACUGACACCUUGGGCAAUGAAAACUUCUUAUAUGGAGUGCUGUCUUCUUUUGUAGCUACAACGUUUACUUGCAUGCAAAAAUAACACAUUUCUUAACUUUGCACUGUUGAUGAGGUUUAAAGCAUCACUGGCUGGUUUCCAUAUGAUGCUGUUAUCACUAUGAUUAAUGAAAUCGCUAAAAAUAUAGUUUUAGGCAAUUGUGGCAAUGGAUAAGUUUCAUAUGAUCGUUGCUGAAGGUCAAUGGGACCUGUGUCUCACAAAUGACCAUCGUUUUCUCCAUUCUUCAAAUUUAGGGUGCAUCACCUCUUUUCCUGAACCACAGAUUUCUUUUUCUUCUACUCACAGGGCACUUGAGUUAAAUCUUCCUCCUCGACCAAUUACUUUCCAGCUGUUGAUUUUCCUGUUGUUGUUUUAAUAUUCCUUUGGAAAUGUGGUAUAGUCAUGCAUAUAGAGAUAAAUUGCACACUUUCUCAGCAUCAGUGGUGGCAGCCAUCUUGAAAUGAGUGAGCAUACAUACAUAUACAUAACAUACAUAAAACUUUAUUAAUGUGUCUUGGAAUGUCUAGCCGAUGGGGUUAAGAACCCCUCUACUAAUUGGGGACACCUAACGAUAUAAUAUAGUUACCUAACGAUAUAAUAUAGUUAAAAACCUACUAACUAUCAACUAAUGAAAUAAUUGAUUUAAAAAGAUUAAGAAUUACAAAGGAUGCAAUUGGAGCAAUUGUCGUCGUCUAUCAUUACACCUAGAUCAAAUUUACGAAUACAAUUUUUGAAACUAAAUAAUGAUGGGAGAGUUCUGAUUUCGCUUGGUAGCUUAUUCCACAACUUUGGUCCCAGGUAGGUGAGCGAGUGUUUACCAUAUUUAUUGGUCCUAAAUCUGGGAAUGGCGAACUCUGCCGUCCUCAAGUUGUAGGGUGAGCAAUGCGCGUGAAAUAGCUCGGAUAUUUUGAUGGGGCAUAGUUUGUGUUUCACCUUAUACAUAAGGAUAGCAAUAUCUUGCAGUCUUCAGUUCUGAAGAGUCGUUAGGUCACUUUUGUCCAGCAAUGCUUGGUAGCUUGAUUGCUUAUCUAGGAAAACUGCGCGAAGUGCUCUUUCUUGGAUCCGUUCAAGCUUUCUUUUGUCGGUAGCACUACAGAAAUGCCAAGUCAGGUGGCAAUAGGUUAAGUAAGGCAAUAUGGCUGAUUUAUACAGAGUUAAUUUAGCAUUGGUAGGGACAGGUUUUUUAAGCCUUAACAUUACACCUACCCUUUGACUCGCCUUCUUACAUACAGUUGACUCCCGAUAACUCGAACCUUCAAGGGAAAUCGAAAAAGGUUCGAGUUAUCGAGAGUUCGAGUUAUCGGGAGCUCGAAGAAAAUAGCCGGGAGUAAGGAAAAAAACAGUUCUUACUGCACAGUGAGCAUUUUAAUCACAUUUAAUUGUAGAAAUGUUGAGUGAAAAUUGAAAGAUACUUUUAGAUUAUAAAUGAGAACGUAAAGUAACAAAACGUUGCCUAAAUAGAGCAUGCAUUUUACUUUUUGAGAAGUAAAGCUAUUUCACGUUAGAUUUGUGACACACAACAUCAGCCUCCACUAUCGAUCCACUAGUAAACUAGAUGCCUACAACACGUCAAUGGGAAAUUCAAAAUUCAAUGCUUCGGAGGCAGUACACUGUUUUUUCCCGACGUUUUAAGGGCUCAAAACAUGGUUCGAGUUAUUGAGGGUAAAAUUAUGUAGAAAUGAUCUGAGGGGAAACAAAAAUUACUUCGAGUUACCGGGAGUUUCGAGUUAUCGAGGGUUCGAGUUACCGAGGGUAAAAUUACAGUAAAUGUAUGACGGAAAUCCAGGGGAAAUCGAUUUUGGUUCGAGUUAGCGCGAGGUUCGAGUUAGUGAGGGUUCGAAUUAUCGAGAGUCAACUGUAUUUCGUUAAUGUGAGUGUUAAAAUUCAACUGUUCAUCUAUGGUGACCCCUAGCAAUUUAAGACAGUCAGAAGAUUCGAUGGUGUUUCCUUGAAAGUGUAAUGGAGUGUUACUUUCUGUCUUGUUAUGCUUUAAAGUCAUAGUUUGAUAUUUGCUCAGGUCUCCUUGUAGCAGAUUGCUAGCGUACCAUUCGGAGGCCCUAUUGGCAUUCCUCAUAAGAUUGGUGUCAGCCAUUUUCAGGUUCCCCGCUGUUUCAUACAUUUGAUGGUCAUCCGCGUAUAUAGAGAGAUGCGAAGUUAUUACGUAUGUCAGAUCGUUUUGAAAGAUGUUCCAUAACAAUGGGCCAAGGGCCGAUCCUUGUGGACAACCCCUAUCUGUACGCUUCUAUUCACUUCUGAAAGCUCCCAGUUUCACUCGGUUCAGUCGAUUACACAGGUAAGAUCGAAGUGGAUCACAUAGUUCGUCAUUAAAACCAUACGCUUUUAAUUUGCUGAUCAUUAAGGACGGAUGAAGCGAAUCAAAAGCCUUACUCAAGUCGGUAGAUAACAUUUUAACAAUUUGCUGGUUAUCACGUGCUGAUUUCCACGCUUCAAUAAGACUUAUCAAUGUUGUUUCACAACUAUGGCGUUUACGAUAUGCCGUAAUUCGGGGAUCCAGACGGCUGUCGAAUUGCUUAGAAAUCUGGUCGCUAAGUAGCUGCUCGAACACCUUACUAACCACUGGAAGGACAGUUAUUGGUCGAUAGUUCCGACAAUCUUGUGGAUCCUCUUUCUUAAAGACGGGCCUCCAUUCCCCCCUUUUCCAGUUGUUUGGCCAUUGUCGGUUUGUAAUACAUGAAUUGUACAGAUUCGCCAGUGGUAUAGCAAGUUUUUCCGCUCCAUAUUUCAGUACUCUGGCUGGCAUAUUGUCAUAUCCUGAUGCUUUCCUCGUAUCAAGUGACUCCAGAGCCCUUCUAACUUGUGCUUGGUUGACUGGAUUGGACUCGAUCAUUGGUUCUGAACUACUCGCCAUUUCUAUUUGCAAGACACUUGGAUGAUUAUUUAAGUCAUUCUCCGAGGAGUUUCUUAAGUUGACAUCUCCAAUAUCGCUUGCUAUCGUAGCAAAGUGACCUGCUAAUAUUUCCGCAACAGUCUCUUGGUUGCUAAUGAUCUUGCCGUCAACUUUUAAGUUAAUAUCAGUCCCCAAGACCCCUUUCUUAGAUCCAAGAAACGGUUUAAAAGUUUCAAAGAACUUUCUUGUGUUUUCUUUAAGGUCAGACGUCUUUUUCGUCCAGUAUUGCCGUACAGCAAUUCUUCUUUGUCUGGUUGCCUCAUUUCGACAUUUCUCUUUCUCUUCCCAGUUUUGUUGUGUCCUUUCAUUUAGAUACUUCUUAAAAGCUCUUCUCUUUGCUCGGAUGGCAUUUUUCCAUGCGGUCGUCAUAUAGGGUAUGUCUUUAUCCCUAACUCGCUUCUUUUUCUGAGGGAAGCAUUCGUCCAUAAUGUCUUGCAUGAUUGUAUUCCAAUAAUACACCUUGUCCUCAACAUCAUCAAACAAGUUUCCGACAUGCCAAGGUGCCGUCAUUAGUAGGUUGUCAUAUUUCACCGGAUCAAAAUUUUUGUAACUCCUGAAAUGGAUGAUUCUACGUGAAUGUUUCCUCGCUUUUUCUUUCAUUAUACCAUAGAUGAGCAUAUGAUCACUUAGAGCAGGGUCGUAAACUCCUCCUCCAAUGAACAGGUCUGGUUGGUUGGUCAGCAGUACAUCGAUAAGCGUGGCUGUUGUUGUUGUUCCGUUUCUAUCCAAUCUAGUUGGCUGCUUUAUAAGACAUUCAAAGCCUGCACCAUUUCGAGGUCCAGGAGUAAUUUGCCCUCCUUUCUCUGAGGCCUUAGCCUAUCUAGGUUAAGGUCACCAAUGACAGUCACUGCUUCUCUUUGAAGCUACGCCCAAGUACAAAUGUGGUUCAGUUCUUCCUCUAGCGAUUGCUGGUAUGCUCCCACUAAUGGCCUUGGUGGUCGGUAAAGACCAAUUAUUAUCAUGUUUAUCUUCCCAAUUUUCACAUCCAGCACAAUUGGCUCUAGACAAUGGUAGUGACGAUCAGGUUUUAAUCUCCUACAUGGGACUACGGUGGAGAUGAGUGCCAAAGUACCACCACCGCCUUUUUUCCUGUCAUUUCGAUAUAACGAAUAACCAGGCAGGUUAAAUUGAUCCUUUGGGUAAGUGGAGUCGAUUUUUGUUUCACUUAUAGGUACAAUCUGCGCUUUCAGGGAUUUAAUCGUCUCAGUCAGUUCUUCAAAUUUGUUUUGUAUGCUGUUGAUGUUCAAAUGACACAGCAUUGUUCCUUGUACACUUGUUAUCCCUCGAGCUUCAAUCGCCUCGGGUGGUGUGGAUCUGUUAUUAUUAUGUUGCUAUGAUAGCUGCAAUUACAGGAGAGUGGUUUCCAUAAUUAUGAUCACUGCGGUCCUUAAACUUUUUUUCAUCGAUCGCAAUGAUCGUAGAGAUGGUAGAGUUAGUAGCUAUGUCAGUUCUUGGCCAGUUAACAACAGGGGCAUGAAACCAGUAACUAUGGUCCAUUGUUCCUUGAAGUCUCUGUAGAAUUUAAGCUUUAAGUUGAUGUAUAAACAUUUUAAAAAUUUAUUCAUGGUAUGUGCUCCCAGCAACCCUUAAUUUUUAAACAAGCAUGAUCAUGGUCAGACUCAAUAACACUCAUUCAAAUUGACUUCCUUGUAUUUUGUGUAAAUUACAUUUAAAUUUCAUUUAAUACAUCUUGUUUAAUAUUAUUUAAUUUAAUUAUUUAUGAAUAAUUUCGUUGAAUACAUUGCUGUUUUUGUUUUUGUAGGAAAGACACUGGGAUGGGUAUCUGCAGUAAGUGACUGUUGGUUAACACUGUCUUGAUUUGCAUUUCAAACAGUUUUAUUGUUAUACACCAUUACAGCUGUCAGUUUUUUUGUUCAUAAUGCAAGGUCUUUUAGGACUGCACUGUCUCUUCCUUAUACUUAGGGAACUGAGGGUUUUCAAAAUGCACGUCGUGGGAGUAGCACAGCAGGCAGGCAAGCUGGUAUAACAGCUGCUUAUGUAAGUUUUAAGAUUCAACUUAAAUUUGUGAGGGGAAUGCAGAAGGGAUUUACAAGAUUUAUUGUUAUAAUGCACUUUUCAGUAUUUUAAUAAUUUGUAGAAAAGUUCAUUAUUGUGUUAUUGUUCUUACAUGAUCUUAUGACCUUUUAUUAUUUAAACAUCAGUUUUAAAAUGUUAUUGAUAAUCAAACUGAUCACUGAUACCCACUGUAAUGGUUUUGUAUCGCUUUGUUUACAAAACAAUCCAACUGACAUUAAAUGUAAUUUUUUCUUGGAAUGGCUUUUUAACUCGGUUAGGAAGGUCAACAUAAUUUUCUUUGAAUAGUUCGCAGUUUAUUAGGGAACUUAAGCAACGGUGUUUUUGAGCGACGGACGUCAACCGGAAGUGGACUUUUUGCGUCAUUAGGCAGUGGUUUGGUUGAAACUCUCUGGUAAAUCGUCUUUAUAAGAGAAAAGAAACUUAGUAAUACAAAUUUGUUAGCGUCAAGGCAGAUAAAAAGGGAGAAGGCCUCACUUCCGGUUGACGUGCGUCGCUCAAAAACGUCUUUGCUUAAGCUCCCUAUUGUCAGACAUAUUGAACAACAGUGUUUAUCUUUUGGUUUACUUUAGAAGGCAAUUUCGCAUGGAAUAGAAACUGCGCGGAUCAAAGUCCGUGGCAUAGGAACAGGAAGGCAGGUAAGGCUCUUUUCACGUUGUCUAUUCCGUCUAUUUGGUCAGCCUGGCAUUUUUUGCUACUGAACACCGUCUAGUCUUGAAAUGUAAUGAGAGCAAAAUCACCCUAUAAAGUGUAGAGAAAAGUAGACACGUUAACUCGUAUUUUAUAAAUUUCAUAAUUUGUCGCAAUUUCAAAAUUGUAAAAUGUGCGUUUUCCCCCAAGUGUUCUGAUUUUUUGCAAAUUUGAAAUUUUGCCCUCAUCCCUCCUUGAACACAUGCGUAUUUUCUCUUUCUCUCUCUCUCUCUGGUCUAUUAGUUCUCCUGUUGUGAGCAGAUUCUACAGGUGUUGCAAAUUCCAUAGUUUCAACUAAUGACACCUUGCAAGAUGUGUGUACGUCUUCGUGUGAUCCAUCAUACAUACACAAUGUACAUUCUAUGUGGAUUGGACAAGAUUUCCAAAAUUCGCAAGUCGUAAAAAAAUCGGUUAUUUCAUCAUUUUGAGAGUUUUUGAGCAGUCGAGAUUCUGUUAACGUAAAAAACGUUUUUGGCCGAAUUAUAAGCAUACCUAAUACAUUUUUGUUGAGUUCGUUAAAGUACGUUACGAGAAUAAACACCUCUCUCUUUUAAACGCCUCAUAUCUAUUUCAAAAAAGCCCCCUCUUUGACCUCUAAAAUAAAAUAAACGCCAAGGGCGCUUAUUAUGCCAAAUCAAAUUUUAUGGGUCAAAUAGAUCCUUCUUUAUUAGAUCGUGUGAUAUGUUUUUCCAUACAAGCACAAUCAGAAACGGAGUCUGUUGUGUCCCUAACACUGAGUGUUUUCGGAAUGGGCUGGUCCGCGAACUCAAAGAAAAACAAAGGAAAUUAUCGAGACAUUCAAUGACAUCAAAGACUCAUGGACCCCAUAUACGUAAUAGCAAAUCGGAAUAUCAGGAGUGUACGUGUAAAAUGGAUAAGAGUUUGAUCAGAGGAAUGUUUAACAAGUUUGAGAGUCGCAAGAUUUGUGUAGCUGGUUAUCAGUGUGGCAAUAGUGAUUUUGACUUUUGCAUUGCGGAACAUAACGAGUUGCCUGUGAUAAAAAUCUGUUCCGAUGAAGGAAGAGACGAUUGUCAACAACUAAAACCAAAAGGGACUGAGGCUUCUUUUGGAACUACUGUGAUAACUGCAACAAUUCUUUAUAUUAUUUCAAUUUUGUUUAGAAGGCUGACGGUUAAUGUACUUGUUUUUGUAUUGCGUGUUGUGUUUUUUCAUCUAAUUGUGUAUAUUGUGACGCCGUACAUGUACGAUGCCGUGUGUCGCAAUUUUGCAUUAUCAGCAAGUUUUGUGUUAGAGUGUUUUGAUGGCGGCGAGGUGACGACAAGAGAAGGUAAUGAGCUAGUUGUACAGAAGGAAAAUUGUGUUGUCAGGAAAUAAAAGAGGUUGAAUUGACAUCUCGUCGCGGGAAAUUUAUUUAUGACAGAACUUACAAUUACAUUGGUUUAAAUAAGGUUAGUCAAUUAUAUUUUCGGCAAGACAAAUUACCUUAAAAUCGAGAUUGUAAUUCGAAACUCGCGUUGUUUUCAAAAUUUGCAUAAAUCGGGCGCUGCAAAGAAAUAUUUAGGUUACAAGCACUUCGAAAUACUGUACCUUCAAAACGGCAUAGCUUUUACUUGUGCUAUAUCUUUCAAAACCAUCGAUCGAUUCUAGCUCAAAAACUCUCAAAGCGGUGGUUUAAAUGUUAAAGCCCGUGGCUGGUUGAAAUCGUCUCUUCUUUGUUUUCAAACGAUUUAAGGGUGUGUUCCUUUCGACGAAUCCAAGAACGGAUUUUUUAUCCUAGAAUUGCCAGAUUUCGCGGUCGAAAGGAACGUGAAAUGCGAAAUUGGAUUUGUAACCUUGGUAACCUUUCGCCAACGCGUGCAAUAAGCACGACAGCCUUUCAAGAAAUGACGUGUUUUCUACUGUUUGACAAAUUAUGCGAUUAUACCGUGCAGAAUUUAGUGGUCGGCAGUUCGAAUAGCGACGAUGGAACAUAUAAAACAGACAAAGAAAGAAGCGCAAUAAAAUUGAAAAUUAUCUAAAGAAUGUCGGCCAGUUUGAUCCAGUUCCGUAGCUCGGAUUUUUUCAUGUAAUACGAUCGAGUGCCUGUCGCGUCUAUAAGCGAGUUUGUAGUUAGAUAGCAGUUCAUUUGUUACUUUUACUUAUUUCUGAUUUCAAGCAAUCUUUAGAGACAAAUGGUUAGUAUAUGGAUAUUUUAAUGUACCAAGAACAAUCUUCUAGUGUUUUCAGAUGUUUUGCGGCAAAUGACAGCAACGAGGAAACUCUACGGCCUCUAUGGGAAUACUUCAACUGGAAAUACCGCUGGAUCAUCUGACUAAUUUCGGAUUCACUGUGAAUGGAACAGCGUAGAUCACUAAUCCUCUAAUCUGGAUUUGGAUUCUUCGGAUUUCAAAUCCAAUGAUUCCUUUUUCAAAAAGGAUGCACCAGAUCCAAAAUCCAGAUUUGGAUUUGCCGAAAGGCACGCAAAAUCCGUUCUUAGAUCUAAAAUCCGUUUUUGGAUUCACCGAAAGGAACACACCCUUAGGAUGGAUCGAAUCGACUUCGCAUCGAUUAUUAUUUUAUCAGCUUGUGGUACGAACGAAACGUUUUUCUUCUCGAUAAAGUUCACUCAACAAAUUUAGAAAGAUUUACUUGACUUUUCAUAUGUGGAACGAACUGACUAUUUUAUGGAACGAUCUGACCAUGGAAGGAAAUGGCCGGUUACCCUCGCGUCAUGCACCUAGCAGACUACCGAUGAACAAAUUAAAAUCUUUGAUACAGAAAACACAGAAAGUCACUCUUUUUGUACGGUAGAGUAUUCGGAAAAAUACACCAUUGUCGUCUGAAAUUCAUUGUUUUUUGUCUUUAAAAAGAGAAAAGGUUUACACUUAAACAGGCGCAGAGGUAACUGUAACAGUAUGAGGUUUUUGUGUAAGGGGCGACUCCAAAACUAGUUCAUAAACGAGGGAAGGUGUAUCUGUCGUCUAAGCAUCAAAGCACAGGUGAUUUAGGUGGAAUGAGAUAUCCAAAUAGGCUUUUAAGUAAGAAUUUGCCCCUCUGUACAUGCAAUUAUCCAUUUUAUGGUGCUUACAACAGUUUGAAUAACCGGGUUAAUUUUGGCCAAUUUAAGCUUUGUACUGAUAUCGAGAAGAAUUCAGAACCUUCAGUUUAUGUAGAUGCUAAUGCUCCAUGUUACAGUAUUUAGUGAAAAUGCUGGACAACAAUGUGUCGCAAUGAGUCUGUGCGGUUUAAUUUACAGUAAGAUAACAAAGAUUACUUCAGUUGAUGAUGACUCAAAUAAUGAUUGUUGGUAUUCAAUUAUAUUCUAGUCUGUCACUGCUUGCAAAACAAUCUAUGUCAAUGUUAACAGAAUUGCCAGGAAUGGUUACAGUGUUUGAGCAAUUUUUCCACCUUGAAUACAGUGACAGUUAUACUUGUAACAUCCAUCACUACUGUAUAUGCCACUCACAGGGUACUGCAUUUGAAACACUCUUGGCACUGAACUACAACUCAUUCAUUUUAACGGGGGCAAUUAUUGGUGUUGGUAUCUACGGCAUUGAGGCUGGGGGAUAUAAUGUAUUUGAUUCUCAUGCUAGAGAUAUGUAUCAUAACAGUCAUAGUGAAGGGACAUGUGUAUUGUUGGAAAUACCAUCCAUGCAUAAAUUAGUACAAUAUUUUCAGACCCUACAUAGGAAUGAGGAUAUAUAUGAACUUAAAGGUGUACAUAUUGCCACCUUUGAACCUCAUCUUUUCUCAAGCAAUGUUGAACAUUGUAGUAUAUCAAAUGUUAAUAGUUACCAAUGUUCCUGUAAACAGUGCUGCCCUAUAGCAGUUUAUGCAAUGUGUACUCUCUUAUUAAUCCUUGUGGAUACUGGACUUAAGGAACUUUAUUUGCCCUUGUUAGUAACCGGAAUACACUGUACAAUGUGGUGGGUGUGAAAACACGUCUGUGAGUAUCAGAGGAGCUGGGAUAAACCUUACUCUCCGGGCUGUAACCACUUAUGUCCUAUGUUGUAAUUUGGCUCCACGCAUGUCUGCAUUGAAGAUGUGCAUAUUUUCAAACAUUGUCAUGAAAUGACACUAUUUUUGUUGUGGAUUGGGACAUACUGUAUAAGCUGUGUGGUUCAGCAAACAAGUGGAGUAAAGGAUUUGUCUUCUCUGGUAAGAUGUGAUGACAGUUCUUUAGCUGCAAUAAGGCAUGUUCAAAGUAUCAUACGAAUAGUACGACCACGCCCAAAUAUACGCUCCCACAGCGUCUUGUUAUUUUAGCUUUCCGGGGUUUGAACCGACUCACCUGUGUGACCCGUCAGAUCAUAGGAGACUCUAAGUUGAGGGAUUAGCCGAUUGCGCUACUGCGACCCAAGGUAGUUCGGGAUAUGAAAAAUAGUUAUGAAAUGAUGCACUAGUUUCGGGACAAGAUUGGGCGUGCAAGUUCGUGACUUGUCGGCUUGUUUCGGCUGUUUCACGAAAUGAGACCGGACUACUUCGUGAUAUCUUGAGGUCACUUCCAGUUUAGAGGAUAUUACGUGGCCGCGUAGAGACACGAAAUUUCUGUUCGAGUGUUGGAAAACAUUUCACGAGUGAGCCCUCCUUUCGAACUGUUUUACGAUGAAUUUAAAGUUACAAGAUGCUGCACAAAGACAUUUUGUCUUUGUUAAGUGUUACGUAGUAAAAUUGCUGUCAUGCGUUGCGUGACUUUCUCGAACGUUCUCUACGUUUUUGGAUUAUUCAUGAAUAAUUAAUUAGGGCAUGUUUACAUUUCAGCGUGAGUCAGCAGAUUUGCAUCAGUUACUGAAAUGUGUGUGACGAAGGUCGGUUUUCAAGUUCUGUGUUUACAAGUUGGCGGAAGCCGUAAGAUAUCUGAAGUUCAAGUCAGAGUUUGUUAUUAUUGGCAGAGGCUGUUUAGUUUUACUUAAGUUCAAAUUUUUGUGUCGGCGGAUGCUGUGUUUAAAGCUCUGCAAAGGCUAUGUUCGUCUGGUAUCAAACUUCCUUGUGUUAAUCCGACGUCCCUGCGUGCUGAUAGUCAGUGAAUAAUUAUCCUCAAAACAUUCGAACUCGUAACAUUGAGUUUUAGCCAAUUCCAUGCUCAACGUAAUUGACUGCUUACCCAUGCCUUUCAUAUCUCAGUACAUGGAGACUGCUAUGCUGUUUUUGAAGCGUGAUGUGACUAAGAAAAGUAGAGAAUUCUUUUUUUCACUGUUUGUUUUGUUAGACUUGUUAUUCACCGCCAGUAACCUCAUACUUGACUUAGGUCUAAACGUUUAGACUAGAGGCAAAUUUAGAAGGAUUUGUAUGGAGUCAUCAGAACAUAACUGGGCUAAUAUCUCGAGAGACAAUUUGUCCCGAAAUGCUAGUUUUUGGCAAGUAGGCCUCUUGGAUGUUGCUCUUUUCAGAAUAUCCUGACAAAUUCCAUAAUUGCACAAAUUAAGACCUUACUCUUACCAUAUUUCAUUUCUUACUAUUUCUCCGCAUUUACAAUUAAUCAGUUCCACAACCACGACGCCGAAGUGUACGCUCCGUAGCGUCUUGUUCAUUCUAUUUUAUUCUCUGAAAAUAGUGUGAAAUAAAUGAACCUUGAACCUAGUGCUAUUGCCAGUGCUACUGCUAAUGCUACUGCUACUGCUACAACUACUGCUACUUCUAGUGCUGCUGCUACUGGUAGUGCUACUGUUAGUGCUAGUGCUAGUACCCGUGGUACUGCUAGUGCUAGUGAUACUGCUAGUGCUAGUGAGGCCCAUGUCCCCCGUCUGAAUUUCACAGCCAGCUAUGUCGCAAUUUCGGAACAUUCUCGUGUCGCCUCUCGGAAUUUCAAUAAUAAUUUUUUAGCUCGUUACCAAUCUGACAAUCUGCAUUUGCUGCAACGGCGCCAACGGAACAUACGGCCUCUAUCUUUAGUACUUUUAAGCCCAGGGUUUUAAGACCUUUAUAAAUGUUUGAUAUUCAUUCAGACUGCUUGGAAUAGUAAUUGAAGUCAAUAAAAUUGCAUUUAGUAAACUAUACAAGUGUAGAGAUAUUUUUAAAAUGGCUUGGAGUGAAUCGAGGCCUAAUCUGACAAAACGCUCGAGCUAUCAUAACGUUUCUAAAAUUCUGGUAGUGCUAGAGUCUAAUGUUUCUUCUCAGUUAAACUCUGAUUUAGUUGUCAGACUGUGUUUUUCCGUAACUAUAACAACCCACGAGGAAGGACAUUAUCAACCAUUCCCAUUCAUUAUCUGUAAGGCGUGCGUUUACAAGAAGUCUGUGAAAAAUGAACUAAAGGUCCAGACGAUUUGGGGCGGAUGGCAGUUCUCCCGGAUGUUGUGCGAAGUGGCAUUCCUCCAAAGACGACGUCUUCUGGGUUUUCACCAUCAUCAGAGUCGAGCUCGCUGUCCUCUUCACCGCCUUCUUUAUCUGGCAAAAGGUCUUCCACGUCAUUUUGGUAUCGAAGAAAUGUCUCGUAUGAUACCUCCGUCAAUUUCACAAAACCGCACCCUUUUGCAAAAUGCUCUUCCCCCACUUUACUGACGAUAGCAUCUCGGUGGAUUCGUACGCUUUCAUUCAAAGUAAACAGCAGACAAGAAACAAAAAACUCAAUAUCACAAAAAGAAUUCUCUUCCUUGUCGGUGACAUCAGCUACGACAAUUCCAACAAACAAGGGUCCCCUGUCCGGGUAUCCACGUAUGUGGUCGCGCUUGUCGACCACAACACUGUUGUCACUGUUGGCCUCAAAUAAAAUGGCUCCUCUGACAGCUUCCUGCUCAAUCUCUGUGACCACUGUUUCUCUAGCUGUGAGGUCGUCUCUGGUGGAAAAAUCUAAUGGUCUUGGAAGCUGAUCUGGUGUUGUGUAUGCGAACAAUGAAAGUGUACCUACAUUGUCCUUGGUAUUUUGAUUUCGAACGGUCAGCUGACGGACCGGUUUACCAAAGCUGUCCCUCCAGUCUCUCAUCAACCUCUGGUCAUCUUUUGCCAUUUCUACUUACGGUGGAACAGACAAAGAAGGCAGGUCUCGAAACGGGAGUUUCAUCUCAUCUGGUACUUCAUAAUAAGAGUGUGGGGAAGUGUAGUAGACAAAGCCAAUGCCAGUGAGUUGUUUCAAUGACUCGCGAAUGGUGGGCGCAAAUAGAUGUGCAAACUCCAAGGCAGUUGGCGUGUCAUUUCUGGAUCGCAUUUGACUGAAAAAGUUCUCCACAACAAGUGUGAAAGUGGCGACCAGUUUGAGAAAGCUGGUCGCUCUCUUCUUUCUAACUUGUCUUGGUUUUCUCGCUUUUUCUUUCCCUUUUUGUGUUUUUUGUGUUUUCCCAUGCCGUUGAUACCGUCAACGGCACUCCGACGACCCGCUAAUGACUCUGAUAGUGAUGUAUUUCAAUAACUCGCUUACCAUUUGGAACACCGAGAUGAACGGGAUUGAUAAAGAAAAAAAUCUCUCUAACAGAUUGAUGGAGCGCGCACGUGGGUCAUGCAAGGAGGAGAACAUGACACGCAAAGCGGCAAAGUCCUCAAGAGUGAUGCACUGAACACGUCAAUCAAAUGAAAUGAACAAUCAAAACAGCAGUAAAAUGAGACGUAUUUCUGUUUGCCUUUAUUGGACCCUUAUUAGCCAUUAUUGGCCAUUAUUGAUCAUUAUUCAGUAGUUGCUACCGAAUAGUGUACGCGCAAAUGUUCUGCAGGACAUUCACAAUUCUGUCAAUUCUCAAAUUCGCUGUCGGACAGUCUUGACAUUGGUGUCGCUUUCGCUAAUUCGUUGCAAUAGUCUGUCGGUCGUCGCCAGUUCGAGGCUCUCAUGUCGCCGGUUCAAGGCCUUGUCGCUUGUCGAAAUUUACCCCUAACAGGGCCUCGCUAGUGGUACUGCUAGUGCUGUUGCUAGUGCUACUGCUAGUGGUACUGCUACUGCUACUGCUUCUGCUGGUGCUAGUGCUAGUGCUACUGCUACUGCUACUACUGACAUUACUACUGCUAGUGCUAGUUCUACUGCUACUACUACUACUACUAUUACUACAACCACUACUACUACUGCUACUACUACUACUACUACUGCUUCUGCUGCUGCUGCUACUACUAUUAUAAUAAUAAUAGGUUUUUGUGGCGCAUUUAAAGAAUUCUCAAUGCGCUUACAACAGUAAAUUAAGUCUAAAUGAACCAUCUACAGUAAUUAUUUCUAAAAGGAAAAGUUUACAAACUUUGCUUAAAAGUGGAAAGAUUCAGAGUAUUUUAUAUGAUCAGGUAGACUUUUCAAGAUUUUUGGUCCAUAAUAUGAAAAUGAGCGGUGUCCAUAAGUCACAGUAUUAACGGAAGGAACUUGUAAAAACAAUCUAUUAAACGAGCGGAGUAAACGAGCCGGCUGGUAUUUGAGAAGGAGUGAAGACAAAUGGUAAGGAGCUAAAUCAUUUAAAUUUCCAAAUAUUAAAAGCAGUAUUUGAAAAUCGAUGAGUGCACCAAUAGGAGGCCAGUGCAAGUCUUUCAUGACAGGAGUUAUAUCGUCAGAUCUCCUUAUACCUGAAACCACGCGUGAGGCACAGUUGUGAACACGUUAAAGCUUGUCUAUUUCUCGCUUGGAUAAACUACAGUAUAAACUGUUACAAUGAUCCAAGCGCGACGUAACAAAAGUAUUGACCAUCAUCUUAAAGUGAUCCUUGCUCAGAUACUUCCUCAAUCCGCCAAUAAAUCGAAUCGCAAGCACAGCCUUUUUUUGCAUGUUUCGUUAAUAUGAUGACUAAGACUAAGCUCUCUAUCUAGGUUAACACCAAGAUUUCAAACUCGCGUUGAUUGUUAUACUCUAGCGUUCCCAGUCAAAACAUCACGGAGAAUUGGGUACUUGUCGAACCGACAACUAAACUGAAUGACCGCUGUUUUACUAGGAUUGCACACUAACUUAUGAUAGGAGAGAGACGAUUGCGGCGAAGGUGUUCGACGAAAUAUGUGCAGAUCAAUUUCACAGUCACCACAUACCACUUCCUAGCGGAGUGCCGCGCCAAGCGCCGCGCGUGGACGGAGCCCCAUAGCUAAGGAAAUGUGGUAAUCUACCCAUCCGAGAAAAUUUGGUAAUCACGUGACCGUACACCGACCGACCGACCCCCGACCGACCCCCGACCGUCCGUCCGCACUACAGGCACACCAAUGUAAAAUAACUCAAUCAACAGGUAUGGCAACCCAAAUACAACUCAAGGUUUUAUUUCGAAGGAAAUAACAUGGCCGCCCGGACUUUUAGAAAGAAAAAACAACAACAAAGUCGUGUCAUUUUCGGAGUUAUUUUUUAUGUUUACACUAACGUGGAUAACAGAAAAAGAGCUAGAGCGAGUUACUGAAAACAAAGGAGACGAAUUUCGCAGGAAGAAAAACAUGGAAAUUCAAAGCGGCGGUGAGAAAGUGAGAAAUGCUAGCGGCCACCAAGGUGAAAAUGAGCGGCGGUGAAAAAUAAAAGCGAACAUGAACACUGGAAACAAAAUAUUGGGUAAGCACAUAUGACACUUCCUCCAUAGAAAUAAUUUGUAACUAGGAAGUUUGACGUUUUAGUCGUACAAAACAGCGUUGUAGUCGUGCAAAACAACGGCAAGGGAAAGACAAAAAAGUGUGCUGCACGUGCAAUUUGUUUUUUUUUGCUUAUUAGAUCUAUUAGUCUUGAAGCCAUUUUCAUUGUCGUCCCCGUUUAGCAUUACACGAUUUAAUUUUUUCUGUUUACACGUAUUAUUAACCAGAGCUUCGCUUUUAGCCCUAGCCACUCUCUGAGGAAACGGAGAACAUUUAUUAUUUCAGUCCUUGAAAAUGCCUUGAUUUUUUCCUCCAAAAAUUCUGUAUGAAUCAUGAGUUAAGAACUAGAAGUCAUCUGUUUGUUAUUGUAUACAUACGUACUUUGCGUAUGCUUAUGAAUUUGCAAUUUUAAAGUAGUUUUAAAAAUUUUCAAAAAUGAUCUUCCUCAGGUAUUUAUAAAUUUUUACUAUUGUAAACCUAAUCGUAAUUCAGCACUUUGCCUCAAUUUUUCGAAGGUGAAUAAACUAUCUAUCUUUCAUCAUUUAUGAAACCAAUCAGCUGAGUCUCACAAGAGUGGAAUUGUCGAAAACCAUGCUGAAAAUCGUUUUCAAUAUGAUGACUCUUAACGUGGCGAACAAUGAUGACAAUGUUUGAAAGUAAAAUCUGUCCCAUGAUCUUGUUCUAGAUGCACGUUAAGGCCGGAUGCCGGCUUUUAGUUUUCAGGCAACUGCUUAGUAUAGAUCUCUUCUUCUAGAUAGGUCUCACAUAAGCCUGCUUCCAAUCCGACGGCACUACACCAAACUGUAUAGAAGCUCGCCUGAUGAGAGGGAGAGAGAGACCUUUAUUAUUCAUAUCAGGGUAGCCCAUUGAGACCCCUUAGGCACAUCCUCGGAGACCCAGGGGCAGAUGGUGGGGGCGAGGGAAAGUCUAAACGGGUGGAAAAAUAUGGCACGAAGAAAAGUAAAGAACGGCGAGAAGAGCCCCUGGGGACAAUGUCUUACCAGACCAGUUCUAAACGGUCGCCGCCGUUCUGACUUCUGAUUGGUGCCAGAAAACGUUUGUGUUUUUCUGCUCAAUGCCUCAGGCACUGCUAUCAAUUGGGGCCCGGAUAAAAAUUUUUAUGAUAAAGCUCAAUAAAAACUAUACAGUUGUACUAAAAUACUCUUAAAAAUUGAUAAAUUAUACUAAAAGUUAAUCUUAAAAUAUGGGCUAUAUACAGUUACAGUAAACGUGAAUAAAAUCUUAAAACAUUGAAAAUUCAGCCUAUUAAGAGCCAAUGUCUGUAAUUUUCGAGAAUCGGUUGACAGUCAUGAAUUUUUGAGUUUCUUCAUAUUUUGCCCAAAUAAUCUCUAUAAUACACUAAUUUCAAAAAUCACGUUAAAACUUGUAACAGCUUUUUAUUUUUUCAGGAAUCAGGCAAAGUUUGAAAAACUCUAAAUCGGCGCUCUUUCGAGUAUGAAAUUAGCGAAAAUUGAGCAUUUUCUUCGCGCUCGUACAUAAAAACAGAAAAAUAUCUCUGCAUGAAAUCAAGUCAUAAAACAGACACAUAUUAUUACUUUAUAAUUCAGCAGUUAACUUUAAAUAAACCGUUUAAAUGUGACUGUACCGGCCGCAAGAAGAAACACAGUUUCAGCACUUUUCAAAAAUGGCAAAUUUGACCUAACUUCACCAUCGUAAAAACCUAGUUGGUACACGGAAUUUCAAUAUGAAACAAGAACUGUAUUGAAGCAUAUCCUUUGCUGUUGUUCGCGUUAAAAUAUUUCUGGCGGCAUUCCAAAUGCGCACCGUCGAGAGACCAAAACCUGAAGGGUAUUUUGACACCAGGAAAGCGCGUGCAAUAAGCAAUUCUGGACGCUUGGAAUAUUAAUCCUUCGCAAACGUAAGUUACUUCGACAUUUAAACCCCAGUCAGAGUUGUAACGGUUUCGCAUUAUACUUUGGCGUUUCUGUUCCGUUUAAAAUGAUUCCUUUCAACUGAUUUUUGCGAUAAACGAUAACGAAGAGACGAAUACGCAGUUCAAAUCACAGUUAGUAGAGAGGAAUAUUGUCGAAAUACUCGUUUGCAAUAGUUUAAAUCGCAUUGAAACCUUAAAAUCAGAAAAGUUAUUUACUUACCUGAAUUUAGAUUCUAGACGGAGUCACAGUACCGCUAACUAAAUUCUGCAUCACGGCAGAAUCGAAGUUAAGUUUGCACAUGUUUUCAAUCUGUCGACAGGAGGAAAGAUGACAUUCCGGAAGUGCGUGACGCGUAACGCGCCGGAAAAGAAAUUCCUGGUAUAAGUUUUUUACUUUUCAAGUCUUUGUUGUAUGUUCGUAUAGCAUCUCGCACAUAUUCAACUUGGUUUAUGGCGCCUGUGGCCCCAGUAAUGCUGAAUGUACUGCGAUCUUAGAAGAGAUGUCGUGAGUCCCUUGGUAUGCUCCUGACUUGUCAGUCACGUGAACAUGUAGGGCAAUAACCAAACAUCGACCCUACUACGCUAAUGAUAAAAGUACGGUUUUCUGCAUUUACGUUGGGUGAUCUUUGUUUGAUCCACAAAAUUGGCGCAUGAAAAUAAGAGUUUUUGCUCACCACCUCUAAAUGUUUGGUUCCGGGUAGCGGUGCAACAAGUCACGUGGUACCGUUCUAGAUCAACCUACAUUGAUUGAUGACUCUUUAUUACCUGAAGAAAAUGAUAUACGCAGACGUUUCCUGAGCGACGAAGGUGCAGCUUUUACACUCCUCUUUCGUUUUGAAAAUAGACGAGCACGCGAGCGAAGCGAGCGCGCGAGAGCGGAGCGCCUUGCUCUAACGGUCAAUAAAUCCCCUGCGGCUUUUAUUUUCAUACGCGAAAUCGACGAUCUCCAAAGAGAAAAUAGAUCGACGAUCUCUAAUGAACAAGUAGAGGGUCUGUGAACAGGCUUCGAAGGUACUUGCUAUUAUUUUAGUGAACUUUACAAGAGGUCUCCGGUGACUAUGCUAACGUCCUGAAAAGUCUACUUAGCUUGUUUAACUUUAGGGCAGGGGGAGGAGAUGGGUGGGUUGGUUGGCAUUGGGUUCUCCAUUAGGAUCAACCCUACACAUACAACAAUUCAUGUCUUUAUCACUACAUUUAGAGCUAGCAGACUUUGUUUGAUCCACAAAAUUGGCGCAUGAAAAAUGUUUGGGUUCCGGGUGGCGGAGCACAAAUCACGUUGUACAGUUCCAGAACAGCCUACUGGCCAUGCUGGCUGCUCAUUUAAAAGGGGUCCGUAAAGGCACAUUAAUUGAUGACUCUGUGCGGCCUGAAGAAAAUUAUAGACGCAUACGUUUUCUAAGUCACGAAGGUGCUGCCUUUACACUUCUUUUUCUUUUCGAAAAUGGCCACUGACUUCUCUGCUCGCUCCUCGCCGCUAGGCGGUCGUUUUUGCCCGAGAGAUACCACCACGAAGGAGUUUUAGCACACAAGUCACUACAGGUGCAGACCUAGGAAAAGGGCAUUCUCCAUCUGAAAUUUUAAAUCGAAAUGAAAGGCUAUUUUCAGCCUUUUCUCUCUUUUCUCCGCAACGUAUUUGGUUAAAAGAUAGUAAGUAAAAUGGCUUAGGCAUUUUAAAGCAUUUUUUUCAUUUACGCGACGGAUUUUGACGUUAUGAAAAAGAACUUGUCAGUGAAUUGGUCUAUUUUCUAGCCAGCGAACAAGUGCCGGGGGGUGAUGGCGGACAGAGCCAGGUGACUAUUCCUUUUCUUCAGGCGGGAGCUAGCAGUACGUGCAUUCUGGUCUAACCCCAUACUGUGUAGACUGGCCUUUAAGGGUCUCUGUUCGGGGGGGAAGGGGAUCAGAUAGUGUACAAUUCGUCAACAACAGGUUGAGGUCUUGCCAGAAGAUGCCAUUCCUGCAGAGGAGCAAAGCAAUACUACUUUCAGUAAUUUAAACAUGUUAAAUACUUGUAUUUCGCUCAUCAAAUGUGUCCAUUGUCCAUUGUCGAUUUUUCGCUCAUCAAAUGUGUCCAUUGUCCAUUGUCCAUUGUCGAUUUGUGGUUUUUCAGGAAUGUUCUUUUGCGGAGCGUUGGCCAAUUGUCUUUAAACAGUUUUACUCGUUUCCAUUCCCUGCUCUACCUUCAUGUUGCAUAUGGCGUACGUGUGUUCCUAAAUCCCUCAAUUCAUACUGAGGUGAUCGAUAAAGAAGUCUAUACGCCAAGCGGGGUUAAGAUUAGUUUAUUACAAGCAAAGGCUCAGAAGCCUAAGUGCAAAUAAAAAAACUAGUGUGAAAAGUUUUGCAGACUCGGCUUACUCUAUUUGUUUUCUUUCACUAUUUGUGUUAAAUUCGGCUGGUACAUCCUAAAAUCAAGUUUAGUUCCACAUGUUUUGGGAAUAUUAAAUAUAAAACUAAAAAAAACAGUGUUAUUAAAUUGUCAUUUUAUUUUUUCUUGUACACUCGUGCGAUGAUUUAUCCUUGUCUGUACAGUUGCGUGACCAGACUCAAAUUACACACGGGCUUUCCGUCACGCAUCACAGUGUUUAGUCCGAGGCUAAACGACGGGAGAUUUCGGUAAACUGCGGCCACUUGCAGUUGAAACGACUGUGGUAAGUAAUUCUUAGAGAUCUCGAAUCUCAUUUAGAGCUAGCACGCCGUUUCUAGCGGCUUUAUUUUGAGGUGCAGAAACUCGAGGUCAAUAUUUACACUCAAUGAGAAUUUAACAGCGUUGUCUUUUUCAGCUACUUGCGUGCAAUCAAAUGUAGUGUUAAUCUGCUUAGCUCUUUUUUAUAACCAUCAAAUUGAAAAGCGUUUUUCAAAAGAUUUUAAGAGCUUCCCGUAAUGUGCCCCUUUUAAAGAAACUAAGUUAGCCAAAACUUUUGUGUGCCUACACUCGCGGCUAGCUUGUUUCAGCGUUCCAACGUGCGAAACUACCCUGCACGUUUCGAUGUCUCAGCGACGCGCUUUUGUAAUGCCGCCAAAAUUUUUUUAAUGCAAGAAACGACAAAGGAUUUGCUUUAAAAUAGUGUUUGUUUUAUGUUGAAAUUCCGUGUACCAACUAGGUUUUUACGAUGGUGAAGUUAGGUCAAAUUUGCCAUUUUUGAAAAUUGCUGAAACCGUGUUUCUUCUUGCGGCCGGUACAGUCACAUUUAAACGGUUUAUUUAAAAUUAACUGCUGAAUUAUAAAGUAAUAAUGUGUGUCUGUUUUGUGACUUGAUUUCAUCUAGAGAUAUUUUUCCGUUUUUAUGUACGAGCGAAGAAAAUGCUCAAUUUUCGCUAAUUUCAUACUCGAAAGAGCGCCGAUUUGGCGUUUUUCAAAUUUUGCCCGAUUCAGGAAAAACUAAAAAGCCGUUGAAAGGUUUAAUGUGAUUUUUAAAAUAAGUGUACUAUAGAGAUUUUUUGGGCAAAAUAUGAAGAAAUUCAAAAAUUCACGACUGUCAACCGAUUCUCGAAAAUUACUGACAUUGGCUCUUAAAAAUUACAGAACCAUUGUAAUAAAAAGAGUUUUUAGCUAAGUAAGUUCUAACCCUUGGCAAGUGCAACAUGUUCAUUCGCCUCGUAACUCGAUUGUGGACAAUACCUCACAAAGCUGGAACAAUCACAGAGCUUUGUUCCUUCAGCACACGUGGAUGGACAUCCUAAAUACCAUCCUUAACAUGAAACAAACAGGCGUUACAAGUCUAUACUAAAGUAAAACCAACUGAGGCUUCUCUUCGAGCAGAGAUAAGCACACCAAGAAAUUCCCGCAAAGCCCUGCUUUUGAAAACGCGUUGAAUUCCCAAAUUAUCACUUUACCUGCAGGGGUCGAAGUGGCGAAGGUAAGGGAAGCUAGUGACAGAAAUGUAAAUUGCAAUGAUGCGGGAAACUUAGCAUUGGCAACAACUUUCUGAAAAAGCAGGUUGACACACAAGGGUAACUUACGGUGCUCGCUUUACUAUGUGUCACGUUAGAGCUUUGAAUCAACUCUUCAUACAGUAUAUUUCUCUUUUUCUUUUUUCAGGGUGCAAUAAACGGUAUUGAAUCUGGUGGAGUAAGAGUUGUAUCUGUUACAGAUGUUACUCCUGUUCCCCACAAUGGGUGCAGACCACGAAAAACAAGGCGGUUAUGA
Messenger RNA from Porites lobata, 21523 nucleotides. The record is from the annotation of a GenBank genome assembly. NCBI's taxonomy places the organism in Eukaryota, Metazoa, Cnidaria, Anthozoa, Scleractinia, Poritidae.